UCUGCAAUCCUCAUGCGGUCUUGCUCAUCCGUGCCGGUCCACAGCCAGCUGAGAGCUCUUCCACUUCUUAUUUAUUUACUUAUUUUCAAAAGUAUACACUGUUCCAGUGAUUAGCAAUGGCUUCCACUGCCCCAAACACUGUAUCUUCUCCCUUCUCCUCCCCAGUGUUCAAAGCUCGUAGACCCACUGCCUUUUCGCCAUUUAACAGCUUCUUAAGAUCUAUUUCGGCUCCCAAAAACAACCCUCACGCCAGGCUCCCCAGGCUUUGCUGUGAUAAUGGGACGCUAAUUUGGCGCGGAUUGAGGAUUUCUCAUACAACAUCAGUAUCAAGAAAGCGUGUAUCGGCAGUUUCGAGUUUGGAGGAUGGUAGUCCUAAUGCGAACCCCGAAUCAGAGCCUUCCUCGUCAUCUUCUCCGCGGGAAGCAACUACUGAUAUAGGACUCCCAAGGAGAAGUUUGAUUGUUCAAUUUACAUGUAAUGUAUGCGGUGAAAGAACACAAAAGGUCAUCAAUCGAUUAGCCUAUGAACGGGGAACUGUUUUUGUGCAGUGUGCAGGUUGUCUCCAGCAUCACAAAUUAGUUGAUAACCUUGGCCUUGUGGUUGAGUAUAACUUGACUGCGGGUGUUGAUCCAGACUCUAGUACUGAUCAAGUAUGACAUAUUGCAUUGAUGGUCAAUGUUUUGCAGACUCUUUGGAGUUAAGAAUAUUCUAUGAUGUAGAGUGUGGUUCAAAAUUCUCCUUCAUUAAAUAUCAACCAUACGGGUAUAUUGGGAAAAAAAAAAUGUAAAGCUUCCAAAAAUGUAGACAGUAUCUUGAGUCAAUUUUUGAUUUAUUUCUCUUUAUAAUUCAAUAGUUGAAUUGAUUUUGUGCUGUAAAUUUGAAUAUUCUCCUGAGUAACUGGGAAAUCCUGGCUCAUCAAAUAACGCCUCUAGAAAAUGUAGCCCAUAAUAGCUAGCACAACAGCUGCAAGUCCAGUCCUUAUCCACAUCCCGUUUCUUCCUCCCUGAUGAUGCUGCGCAACUCCAUUCUAUAAUCAAGAAAAACAGAAAAGAUCCAUCAAAACAAUCUUCUGACACCAUAACGCCAUUAAGAUUUGAAUACUCAGCUUGUACAACAUUUCUUUUAGCAGUUAGAAGUAAUUUGUCAGGUGGAAUUAACUUGAGUAUUUGUAAUUUAUAUUACUUAUUUUUUUGGUGCA
Molecule: messenger RNA, 1198 nt
Organism: Malania oleifera
Lineage: Eukaryota; Viridiplantae; Streptophyta; Magnoliopsida; Santalales; Ximeniaceae
Exons: 4
Coding region: 117-656 (179 amino acids)
Biological process (GO): protein stabilization; protein import into mitochondrial matrix; protein folding
Cellular component (GO): mitochondrion
Molecular function (GO): zinc ion binding; protein-folding chaperone binding
Source: RefSeq, a predicted model, not a curated record